CAAGACUUCGAAUAGUUUCAAGCCGUUUAUGUUAUUUACUUCACAGAUAACCACUGCGCCAAGAUGAGACUGACUUUGUUUGCCUUCGUCCUCGCCGUGUGUGCGCUGGCUUCUAACGCCACACUUGCACCAAGAACUGAUGACGUACUGGCGGAGCAGCUGUAUAUGAGUGUCGUCCUUGGUGAAUACGAGACCGCUAUCGCCAAAUGCUCUGAAUAUCUCAAGGAAAAGAAGGGAGAGGUUAUCAAGGAAGCCGUGAAGCGGCUGAUCGAAAACGGCAAGAGGAACACCAUGGACUUCGCCUACCAGUUAUGGACAAAGGAUGGAAAGGAAAUCAUCAAAUCUUACUUCCCCAUCCAGUUUAGAGUGAUCUUCACCGAGCAGACUGUCAAGCUCAUAAACAAAAGGGACCAUCACGCCCUCAAGUUGAUCGACCAACAAAACCACAAAAAAUUUGCAUUCGGUGACUCCAAAGACAAAACCAGCAAGAAAGUCUCCUGGAAGUUUACCCCCGUGUUGGAAAACAACAGAGUAUACUUCAAGAUCAUGUCCACCGAAGACAAACAGUACCUGAAGCUCGAUAACACGAAAGGUUCUAGUGAUGACCGUAUCAUCUACGGUGAUAGCACCGCUGACACCUUCAAACACCACUGGUACCUUGAGCCCUCCAUGUACGAGAACGACGUCAUGUUCUUCGUCUACAACCGAGAGUACAACAGUGUUAUGACACUUCAUGAAGAUAUGGCCGCCAACGAAGACCGUGAAGCCUUGGGGCACAGCGGAGAAGUUUCCGGUUAUCCUCAACUUUUUGCAUGGUACAUCGUCCCCUACUAAGCGUUGUUGUAAAAGGUUCUGCCGAUUAAUAUGUUGAAAACCAAAUUAACACGAAUAAAGCUGAAGCUGA
Bombyx mandarina (wild silkworm) is the source of this 904-nucleotide messenger RNA. It is a transcript of the gene Lp-c6, whose product is annotated as low molecular lipoprotein 30K pBmHPC-6. The record is from RefSeq and is a predicted model, not a curated record. NCBI's taxonomy places the organism in Eukaryota, Metazoa, Arthropoda, Insecta, Lepidoptera, Bombycidae.